AUGCUGCUCCCACGAAUAUUUGCGCCUGUCCGCGCAUCGUUAGCGACAUCGACGACGUUCAUCGCCCCAUCUACCCGUGUUCUCGAUGCCCUCCGCGUAGCCAAUGGCACCUCGGCCCCUACCCCGGUCCUCUCCUUCGUAAGACAUUCAGCGCAUCAGGCCCAAGGACGAGCCAACGGAGCAAAAGAUGGGCCUGGAAAACGGUUAGGAGCCAAGAAGAGUGGAGGAGAGUAUGUUAUCCCAGGAAACAUCAUCUUCCGCCAACGAGGCACAGCGUGGUUUCCCGGCGAGAACUGCAAAUUCGGUCGCGAUCACUGCAUCUUUGCUACAGAGUCUGGUUAUGUCCGGUACUACCGUGACCCAAGGAAACACCCAAAGAGACAGUACAUUGGUGUCGCCCUUGAGAAAGACCACACCCUUCCAUAUCCACCAAACGCGGCAAGGCGGAGACGACUAAACAUGCUCGCUGUUCCCAUCACAUCACCCACAAACCCCUCUGCUGAUGCAGUCGUUGUAACCGAUCUACAAGUUGGCGACGGCACAGGCAGCCCAAGCAGCGUCCGCGAUACCCCGCGCGAAGCGACAAGGAAGGGAUUGACCUUAACCAAGGGCAAGGGAUACGCAUACCGCGAGGCCAACUGGCAGAUUGGACGUGCGGCAGAGAGAGCGGGUGUACAGGUCAAGGAGUUUGUGCCUGGCGACCGAUGGACAGCGUGGCGGAAGAGGAGUACAAGGAUCAAGGCUAACAUGGAGAGGAAGAGACUCAGGAAUGCGGGCAAGAAGACUAGCAAGCCCAAGGCGAGGAAGGCGAGAGCGUAG
This is a messenger RNA of Alternaria arborescens, 819 nucleotides long. RefSeq lists its product as hypothetical. The transcript is spliced from 2 exons. Bases 1 to 819 code for a protein of 272 amino acids. Gene Ontology annotation, biological process: translation. Gene Ontology annotation, molecular function: structural constituent of ribosome. NCBI's taxonomy places the organism in Eukaryota, Fungi, Ascomycota, Dothideomycetes, Pleosporales, Pleosporaceae. Gene Ontology annotation, cellular component: mitochondrial large ribosomal subunit; ribosome. The record is from RefSeq and is a predicted model, not a curated record.